This is a messenger RNA of Cladophialophora psammophila CBS 110553, 570 nucleotides long. RefSeq lists its product as uncharacterized. Bases 1 to 570 code for a protein of 189 amino acids. Lineage: Eukaryota; Fungi; Ascomycota; Eurotiomycetes; Chaetothyriales; Herpotrichiellaceae. The record is from RefSeq and is a predicted model, not a curated record. The transcript is spliced from 2 exons.
AUGCGCAUUCUUAUCGCCGUGACAGCUCAAGACGACUUCCUACGCACCACCAUCUCCGUCAUGGACACCGACGAUGUGGCAGACGACUGUCAAGUGUUGCAUGGCCUACAACAUCGACAACCAACUUCCAAAGAUGAGCCAAUUGAAGAAGCAGCGAGGCCUGCCAUGGUCGCAGAACUCUCUACUGCGCAGUCUGACGGGGCAUCGUUAAUUGGAUCCUACCCAUUCAGACAAUUCCUUACGCCGAAUGCAAUUCACAUCGCCCUCCAGCUUUUCUCCGUCAUAGCAUUUUGCGCCCUGCUUUUCCCUUACCUACGAUAUACUCGUUCCAAAAAGGCCGCCGUGCACGAAAUCUGCAAACAGAAUGCGCGGUCUCUGUACGAGAGCCGGCUCGCUCUAUGUGAUGCCAGGGCUGCCACAGACUUCAGUUUUUACGGAGCCUUGGGUCUACAUUGGUUGGAGUUUGGGACAAUGUUGCUUGUUGCGGUGGCAUGGCAUCACGUCGUGUGGCUCUUCCAAGGUUGGGUUAUGAUGAGAAUCUGCUUGGUCAAGAAUGAUUGCAAAGAGUAG